AUGGCCUCGACGGAAAUCGCCGAUUCUUCACUAGCUCCGGGAGAUGAGAUAUCCACUGAAACCCCCAAUCAAUUCCGAUUGGGGUCCACCAGUCCCCCUCGACCAACGAAGUCUGAACUGCAACGGACUCCAUCCCCAGAGCCCCGAUCUGGCGAAAAUCGACUUCGUCCAGCAGGAGACAUCAUCAACCGCAUAACGUGGGACUCCAACUUUGAUCGCAAUGACUAUAUCAUCGGGUUCGUCGAUCGGUUCGAAGGACAACUCGAAGUGAGUAUGGAUAGCUGGAAGAAGGAAUCUACCGAUGAGGAAUUCAUCCCACAACAUCGUGUACUUUACAUUCGACAUGUGAAUGGUGACAUUGUGUGGGAUAGAAGGCGGCGCAUCGACAAGAUCUUCAACAGCGGCAAUUCAGCGUUUAGCGAGUUGGCAUUUCUGCAGUGA
Messenger RNA from Penicillium manginii, 441 nucleotides. Its product is annotated as DUF504 domain-containing protein. The coding region runs from base 1 to 441 and encodes 146 amino acids. Lineage: Eukaryota; Fungi; Ascomycota; Eurotiomycetes; Eurotiales; Aspergillaceae. The record is from RefSeq and is a predicted model, not a curated record. The transcript has 2 exons.